AUGAGCACCUCGGCCCGCCCUUCGGUGACUGCCAUCGUGGCAGCUACCCUCUCUAAUGGCAUUGGGAAAGAUGGAGGACUCCCAUGGCGUCUCCCGGGCGAGAUGAAGUACUUUCAGAAAGUCACUGUCGGCGCGCAUCCCUCCGCCCAAGGUGGAGCUGCUUCAACGCAGAAUGCGGUCAUCAUGGGCCGUAAGACCUGGGAGAGUAUACCGACCAAGUUCAGGCCAUUGGCGAACAGGCAGAACUUGGUAGUCUCCCGGAAAGGCAUCGACGUCUCUUCUGAACCUUCCUCCUCCUCACACUCUUCGCUCAGCGAAGCCCUCUCCUCCCCUUCUUCCUCCGCCUCGCAGAAGAUCUUCCUCAUUGGCGGCGCGCAGCUCUACUCUGAGGCCCUUACUGCCUCCCCGCCGAUGGUAGACCGCGUCCUCUUGACGCGAAUAACGACCGACGUCGAGUGUGAUACCUUCCUGGAUGAUUUCACGAGCCGGACAGCCGAAAAUGGGGAAGAGGGAAGGGAGGGGAAGAAGGUAUGGCGGAUAGCGAGUCAUAAGGAGCUAGAAGAGUAUGUGGGAUUCGAGGUGAAGGAGGGAGAAGUAGAGGAGAAGGAGUUCAAAUAUAGGUUUGAAAUGUGGGUCUUGGCAUGA
Molecule: messenger RNA, 645 nt
Organism: Dioszegia hungarica
Lineage: Eukaryota; Fungi; Basidiomycota; Tremellomycetes; Tremellales; Bulleribasidiaceae
Product: dihydrofolate reductase
Exons: 3
Coding region: 1-645 (214 amino acids)
Biological process (GO): folic acid metabolic process; tetrahydrofolate biosynthetic process; dihydrofolate metabolic process
Cellular component (GO): mitochondrion
Molecular function (GO): NADP binding; dihydrofolate reductase activity
Source: RefSeq, a predicted model, not a curated record